Molecule: messenger RNA, 3363 nt
Organism: Pseudomyrmex gracilis
Lineage: Eukaryota; Metazoa; Arthropoda; Insecta; Hymenoptera; Formicidae
Exons: 8
Coding region: 334-2493 (719 amino acids)
Source: RefSeq, a predicted model, not a curated record
AGUUUUUUUUUUUUUUUUUUUAUCGCCGUGCGACAAAUUUCGGCGCACCGCGGAGGAGGAAAUGAUAAGCCGGAUGAGACUUUUUGCGUUGCGGACGAUCAGGGUGACGGGAUUAGGGUUGCGAUGAGAUCUCUUUUUUCUUUUUUUUUUUUUCCACUUCGACGAGAUAACUGAGAUUCGUCCGUGAUUCGUCCGUGACCGAGGUCAGUUACUCGACGGUUAUUUAUGUAGAGGAGAAUUCGGAAGUGACAUUCCUCCCGCUACGUGACAGGAAAACGUGACACGAAUCGCGCGUACCGCGCGAGUUGUUGGAUUUGUGACUGUUGUACAAAUAUGGCAGCUAGUGCACUUGAGGAAAAAAUUAACAAGAUAAGGCAACAGAAUGAGGAAAUUAGAAGGAGACACGAGGAAGUGGAGGAGGAUAAGAAGAAAGCAGCUAAGUUGAACGCGUUGGUACAAAUGGUACCGUCCACUGACUGGCCUGAGAGAAAAGAACCGCCGGAAUUUUCCAAUCCGCCUCGGACGAACAACAAGUCGAAACCUGCCAAAGAGCAUCACGAACAUCCUCACCACCAGUAUCACUCCGCGAGCGGCGAAGGAAGAAAGAGUCACACCUUUGCUCAGGGACAGGGACCUCCACCCGAUCCCAAAUACAAUUUUCUUGCCGAUGCCGAGAGAGAGGAAGGCGUUGUGGAAAAUGUGAAAGACACUUUGCCAACCAAGGGGCAGAAGAAUUCGAAGGGCACGUUUAAAAGAAAACCUGGGGGGAAGGAUGGAAUGCAGAGAGACUACAGAACGAACAGAGGCUCGCACAGAGACGAGCAUCAGCCGGAAUACGAGGCUUGGAGAGCGGAGAGAAAUCGCAUCGACGAAGAUCGCAUCAGCAGACAGAGAACGGCGGAGGGUAAUUGGCGUCGGGAAUGGGACAACGACAAGGCGCAUAUUGUGGACGAGGUGACAAGAUCCGAGACCAAAUUGGGGGAUUAUGUAAAGAAGGAUUACAAAGAUCACGAUAGAAGAUACUACGUUAAUGGCAAUGAUUACGCAAAUCACAAUCGCGGUAAUCAUCGUUCUUAUCGAGGGAACGCGAAACGUUUUCAUAACAAUUAUGAAAAUCGUUCCAAUAACACGUAUCAUCACGACGGACAUGCCAAGAACCCCGGUCCCGAGGAGAGAACUGUCGUCGCCACUGACAAAAGCAUAAAGGUCACGCUCAACCAGGGUAACAUGACGAAGGGCUCGCUCAUGAGUGUGAAAGUGAACUCGCCGAGUAUCGCCGGAACGGGCCGAGUCGGGCCGCGGCAAAGAAGUCGCUUGACGUACAGCAGUCACUCGGACGUUGAGGUAACCGAUAACGAGCCAUUUUCACGUCAGAAAUCGUACGAGGACAAGACCAAAGGUAUUUAUCACGACAAUUCGCAAAACUCGGUUAACUCGCGCAAGUCGCAACCUCCGCCGCGGAGAAAAGACUUCGGCAACAAGUCCCCGUACUUCCACAAGAAAGAGAUCAAAAGGGAGAAUUCCGCGGAGAGUCCGCAUAAGCGCCACGAGACGGAAUUGGUGCAAAAGAACAAAUCGCACGCGCAUGAUCAGGUCAAAAACGAGGAAAAUACUGAAAAAUUGGAAGACAAUGAGGUUGUGAACGACGAGAAAAUCAAUGUUACUUCGGACAAGCUCGACGCGAACGACACGGGCGCGGAGAGCAAUGAGAACGAUCCGAACAAUGCGAGUUUACACGCGGAUGAGAAAAACGAAGCUCAAGCGAACACGGAUGUCUCGCAGAACUCGGACUCAUCCGAGUCCAAAAUCGAAGCAAAAACCGCUUCGGAUUUGUGCGCGAAUGAAGAAAAUCAUGAGCAUAAUGAAGUUGUUUGCGCGAACAAAGACGUCUCGCGGGAUUCGGACUUGUCCGAGUCCAAAGUCGAGGCGGAAACUGAAAGAAGUGAAGCAAACAAGGAAUCGGAGAAGGUCGCUGAUUCAUCGUCAACGAAGGAUGUUGACGAUAAUAAGAGUGAGAUGAUCAAUUUUGUGGAAAACUCAUGCGCCGAGUCUAGCACGAAAACGACGAGAAAUGAUGAUAAAAAUCGGGACGUACCGGUUGAGAAAGAGCAGAUUGACGAAAUAAUAAGCAAUAACUGUGAUAGCGAGCAAACUAACGAUGUCAAAUGUGAUACAAAGAGCCCGGAGAAAGAGACGGACGAAGUCGCGGCUCCAAUCGAUACACCUGCUGCGGCAGAAGAAGAGAAAAAUGAAUUGGAAGUCGCGAACGGUGAGAUCGACGCCACAACCGACGAGGCGAACACCCGCGACAAGCGGAGUGUAACAGAACUCGUUGACGAGGUUUCCUUAUGCGCGGCGCGCAUAAGUAACGACGACACCAAUGACAAUGAGAAGAAGAAAGAUAACGCCACGAAUGACGACGACGCCGCCGCCGCCGCCGCGGCGGAAUCUUCGAAGGAAGAGGAGGUGCGUGCGAACGAAAAAGCGCAGUAAAUAUUUGCAAAAACUUAUAAGUAAUCCGCGAAUAUGUGACCACAAAUCACAAUCGUUUAUACGUUUUUAUAAAUAUUUAUCAAAGGGAGCUUUUUCAAAAAUACGAAAUAAUAAAGUUGAAGAAUAGUUGAAAAAAAAAAGAAAAAAAAAUUGACAAGAGAUAUGCAAUACGUGAAAUGUUACGAAGUUGACUGUGAGUUAAACAGAAAUGAAUCGACGAGAGAGAGCAGAGCGCGUUUAUAAAUACCUGUUAAAAAAAAAAAAAAAAUAGCGAGAGGCGUGAUAUAUAUGUAUAUAUAUAUUUCAAAAGUCAAUUUUUUAUGACGAUAUACGAGUUGAAGAUAUUUAAUUGUAAUUUGAUGAACUAAUUGAUAGUCGGUAACAAAGUUUUUAUUUUUUCGUUUUGAAGGAAAGAGACUUCUCGAGAGAGAUCUGUUACAUAUACGUGUGUACGAUCGCUAAGUCCGCCAAAUAACGAUACACAUUUAAUAAUAUAUAGUUUUUUUCUUGUUGAUUUCAGAACUUUUAUACUCUGUUGUAUACUGCGUUUUAUUUAAGUUUAUUGUGAAUUAUAUUAUUAUUAUUAUUAUUAUUAUCUCGACGCCGUUUCUCCGAAGACAAGAGAGACAUGAGAGAAAGCGAUUUGAUUCCUACACGAGUAUAUCCAUAUAUCGUGCACAAAAUCAACUUUUUGCGUUUAGAAGCACAAUCGCUUUUUGUAAACGAUAGACACAGAAUAGUCAUGUGUUUAACUGUUGCUCCGGAAGAAGACGCCCAACUUCUUGUUCUGCGUUUUCGCGUUGAAACGCGAAAAAGAAUAAAAAAAAAANAAAAAAAAANAAAAAAAAAAAAAAAANAAAANAAAAGAAA